Molecule: messenger RNA, 2454 nt
Organism: Eremothecium gossypii ATCC 10895
Lineage: Eukaryota; Fungi; Ascomycota; Saccharomycetes; Saccharomycetales; Saccharomycetaceae
Gene: PMT1
Product: dolichyl-phosphate-mannose-protein mannosyltransferase PMT1
Exons: 1
Coding region: 1-2454 (817 amino acids)
Biological process (GO): protein O-linked glycosylation via mannose
Cellular component (GO): membrane; endoplasmic reticulum
Molecular function (GO): dolichyl-phosphate-mannose-protein mannosyltransferase activity
Source: RefSeq, marked provisional
AUGUCCAAGAAGAAGGCUGUUAACGUGGAUGGCGACAGCGCAGUCAGCGAGAUGGAUAUCCAGAAGGGGCCUCAGCGCCCGUUCUUGGUUACGGAGCCAAACCCCGCGCUGUCCAAAACGCGGCUGUCGUCCACAUGGAGCGAGAAGUCGGUAGUGGGCGCGCUUAUGGGCGUGGCAGCAGCGGUGCGGCUAUAUAACCUUGCAUAUCCCGACUCGGUGGUGUUUGACGAGGUGCAUUUCGGGGGAUAUGCGUCCAAAUACAUCCAGGGAGCAUUCUUCCUAGAUGUGCAUCCGCCGCUGGCGAAGAUGCUGCUUGCGGGGGCCGGGAAACUGGCGGGCUAUGGCGGGGAGUUUGGCUUUGAAGACAUUGGAAUUGACUAUCCCGCUACGGUGCCCUACCAGGUGAUGCGGUUUUUGCCUGCGGCGUUGGGCGUGCUGACGGUACUACUGAUGUUCUUGACCCUGCGUGCGUCCGGUGUGCGCAAAUGGGUUGCGUUUGCGGUGUCUCUGGUCUUCACCGUAGAGAACUCCUUUGUGACGAUCUCGCGCUACAUCUUGCUGGACUCUCCUCUGCUCUUCUUCAUUGCGGCUGCUGUGUACUCGUUCAAGCGCCUUGAGCUGCACCAGACUGGAUCCCUGCAGUACUACAAAUGUUUGGCAGCCACGGGUAUGGCUCUGGGCCUUGCAAUGUCGUCCAAAUGGGUCGGAUUUUUCACCUUCGCAUGGGUCGGUGUUGUCUCCGUCAUGCAGCUAUGGUUCCAGGUUGGGGACUUGAACAAGCCCGUUCCCUCGAUUUUGAAGCAGUCUGCAAUCAAAGCGUCUAUAUUAUGUGUCUUGCCGAUGUGUCUCUACGUGCUUUUCUUCAGAAUCCAUUUCCAAAGCUUGCCAAAUGUCACGGACGCUGCGGGCUUCUUCUCCUCUGCGUUCAGAACGACAUUGCAUGGUCAUACUAUCCCUGCAAACAUAUAUGCGGGCGUUGGCAUCGGAUCUACUGUUACUAUUCGCCAUAUCGGCACCAUGGGCGGGUACUUGCACUCACACAACCACAUGUACCAGGGAGGCUCGGAACAGCAGCAGGUUACCUUAUACCCACAUCUUGACCAAAACAACCACUGGUAUAUUGAGCACUACAACGCCAGCAACACAGUGCCCACCACUUUUGAGGGUCUUGAGCACGGUACCAAGAUCAGACUCAAGCACGUUUUGACUGGCCACAGAUUACACUCGCAUGAUCACAAGCCACCAGUGUCUGUGUCCUCUGACUGGCAGAAGGAAGUUUCUGGCUACGGUUUCCCAGAAUUCGAAGGCGAUGCGAACGAUGAUUGGAUUGUUGAGAUCGACCAGGAAAAAUCCACCCCAGGCGAGGCUCGCGAGAGAGUCAGAGCUAUCGAGACAAAGUUUAGAUUGAGACAUGCAAUGACUGGCUGCAUGCUGUUCUCUCAUCAAGUAAAACUGCCAAAGUGGGGCUUCGAGCAGCAGGAGGUUACAUGUGCAACUCAAGGUAGGCCAGACCUCACACUGUGGUACAUCGAAGAGAAUACUAACCCGCUUCUUUCUGAGGACUCUGAGAAGAUCUCUUACAAAACUCCUAACUUCUGGGAGAAGCUCGUCGAAAUACACCGGAAGAUGUGGCAUAUCAACAAGAGUUUGACUGACGCACACAUGUACCAGUCUGACCCAAUCCAAUGGCCAUUCUUGUUGCGGGGCAUCUCCUACUGGUCCAAGGAUUCAAGACAGGUGUAUCUGCUUGGAAACGCUGUUGUAUGGUAUUCGGUGACUCUUUUCGUUGUCAUCUUUGGCUUAAUAUGUGUCGGAGAGCUUUUUGUCUGGCAAUUAGGUAAGCCAAUUCUAUCAGACACCAAGAUUUUGAAUUUCCAUAUCCAGACUAUCCAUUAUUUGCUGGGCUAUUUCAUCCACUAUUUGCCAUCCUUCCUGAUGGGCCGUCAAAUGUUCCUACACCAUUACUUACCCGCAUACUACUUCGGGAUAUUAGCAUUGGCACAUGGGCUUGACGGGUUGGUUACUUUCCUAAACCGCAAGAGACCAAUAGCUUACGGACUAGUCGCUAUGUUUGUUCUCGGAUCCAUUGCUUUCUUUGUUACGUAUAGCCCUCUAGUCUACGGUCUUCAAUGGACCCGGAGCCAGUGCGCUAAAACGAGACUUCUAAGCAAUUGGGAUUAUACCUGUGCAGUGUUUCCAGAUACUUACGAGGCCUACAACUUAAUUCCACCCGCAGAGUCCAGCGAUGCUAACGUGGCUGGCAUAACUGAUACCAGGGAUGAGGCUAAGAAGCCAGACGUUGGACUCGACCUCGAAUCCAUCAUUGCCAAUCCAGACCCCAAGAAGUUUGUCGACCAACAUGGCAAUGAGCUAUCCCCUGAGCAAGUUCAGAACAUUGUAAAGGAGCAGGGCGGCUAUAUUAAGGGCGUGAGCGGAGGUGAAAACUUGUUGUAA